Paramormyrops kingsleyae is the source of this 6540-nucleotide messenger RNA. RefSeq names its product sal-like protein 1. The record is from RefSeq and is a predicted model, not a curated record. NCBI's taxonomy places the organism in Eukaryota, Metazoa, Chordata, Actinopteri, Osteoglossiformes, Mormyridae. Gene Ontology annotation, cellular component: nucleus. Gene Ontology annotation, biological process: regulation of transcription by RNA polymerase II. Gene Ontology annotation, molecular function: RNA polymerase II cis-regulatory region sequence-specific DNA binding; DNA-binding transcription factor activity, RNA polymerase II-specific.
UUAAAGUUUGUUUGUUCGGCGAAUGCGGUGUGUGCUGAAAACGUGUUAGCUACUUUGUACGGCGAUAAUUAAAAUGAACCUGAAUUGGAUAUUCGAGACAUUCCGUGGACUUCCGAGAUCUCGCCAUCGCGAUUAGGCACGAAACUAAUUUUGAUUAGACAACUUACUUUUUUCCUCUCUCUCUCUAGCCUGAAGGAACAUUUGUCUAGUGGUAGGAGCGGCAUUUGCCAUUAUACUAGACCUCGGAGUUUACGACCUUAAUGCACAGGAGAAUAAGGGCAGUAAUGCAGACUAGAUGUGUAUGUGACCGCAAGGAUUGUAACGCCACUGCGGUCAUUUGAAUUUAUUUAAACCUCCGUGGGUUUGUUUGGCGAUUGAUAAAUAUGACCGAUACCGAGGACGUAUGAGCGUAGGACUCUGACAUUCCUAUAGUAGCCAAGAUAAACUGCGCACAACUCCCAGAUGGUUACUAAGAAGGGUUAAACUGUAUCUAAAGCGAGUUGGAAAAUCCAGCCUUUCCUCCACACGGAUCAACUCAUUGGAUGGGAGCUGAGAGAGAGACAAGAGUCCCCAGCAAAUCAGGAGCUAAUUGAUUAAAGAGGCUUCAUUUGAAUAGGGGGCUGGCGAGGUGCCAAUCGCCCCUCAAAGAGCCCCUGUAUGAUUAAUCGCAAAGCAUUAUUGAUAAUCAUAAUUAUAGCAGGACACAUGCGCGGUGGAUGGGCUCGAUUUCCGUAAUUCCGAGAAGAUUUUUUAGCAAUUUUCUAUUCCGUCCCGGCUGAUGUGUGAGCCACCAUGUCGCGGAGGAAACAAGCGAAGCCGCAGCAUUUCCAGUCGGACCCGCGUUUGGCCUUAUCGGAGCACAAUGGGGACGUGGGGCCUUGUCCAGAGAGCUCCCCGAGAGCAGAGCCGGACACCCGUGUCUGCGGGAGCUGCUGCGCGGAGUUUUUUGACCUCGCCGACCUGGAGCGGCACCAGAAGAACUGCACUAAGAACCCGUUGGUCCUGAUCGUGAACGACGGCCCAGCUUCCCCUCCCGAGCCGUUCUCUCCGGGCUCGCCAAGCGAAAACCCUGAUGAGCUGGUGGGCGACUUGGCGGCCGGCUCUGAUCACAUCGAGUGUAGCGGCCCGACUGAGAGCGGCGUUCCGGAAGAAGUGGAAUCCAUGGAUGUUGACGUGCCCCCAGCACACUGUAGCGGCAGUGCCAAUAGGACCGGUUCUGUCGUGAGCAGCCUGGACCACAGUGGCAGUGUCGGGACUGGUUCUGGUCCGGCCACCGGAGCCUCGGCCAUAUCCACGUCUCUACCUCAGCUAGCCAAUCUGAACGAUCUGGGUGGUCUGUCCAUGAUCAGCAGCAACGUCAUCAUCGAGAACCUACAAAGCACCAAGGUGGCCGUGGCUCAGUUCUCCCAGGGAACCCGUUCCAGUGGUACUGGCUGCAAAGUGGCGGUACCGGCCCUGAUGGAGCAGCUUCUGGCUUUGCAGCAGCAGCAGGUCCACCAGUUACAGCUCAUCGAGCAGAUCCGCCACCAGAUCCUGCUGCUGGCAUCACAAAGCCCUGAGACGGCCGAGGCACCCAGAAGCCCCUCUGGGAUGUCGGGGACGGGCACCAGCCCGCUGUCGGCCCUCAGCUCGCACCUCUCCCAGCAGCUAGCUGCGGCCGCAGGGCUGGCUCAGAGCCUUGCCAGCCAAUCUGCCAGCAUCAGCAAUCUGAAACACUUGACGGCAGCGGCAGCAGCGGUGCAGCUACCUCAGGGUGACCCUGGCAGGGCAGCGGCACCUCCUGGGGGCGAGUCAUCUCAGAGCAUUGGCACGCCAUUGGCUGUGGGCACCCUGUCCUCAGAAAGGCAACCUGCACAGCCUCCCCUCGGCAAUCCAUCACUGGUGAAAACAUCCACGGCUGCUUUUGGGAUAGGGAACCUUUUAAAACCUGUAGCAAAUCCGCUACUACCUCAGACCCUUCCUAGCAAUCCCAUGUUCCCUAACUCAUUGCCCAGUGUGGGCACAACUGUGGAAGACUUGAGCUCAUUGGCUGCCCUGGCACAGCAAAGGAAAGGCAAGUCCCCCAGCAUCACCUCAUUUGAGCCCAAGAGCAGUCCAGAGGAGGCUUUCUUCAAACACAAAUGCAGGUUCUGUGCCAAGGUGUUUGGGAGUGACAGUGCCUUGCAGAUCCACUUGCGGUCUCACACUGGGGAGAGGCCGUACAAAUGUAACAUCUGCGGGAAUCGCUUCUCCACCCGUGGGAACCUGAAAGUCCACUUCCAGAGGCAUAAAGAGAAGUACCCUCACAUCCAGAUGAACCCUUACCCCGUUCCAGAACAUUUAGAUAACAUUCCAACCAGUACUGGCAUUCCAUAUGGCAUGUCCAUGCCACCAGAAAAGCCAGUGACCAGUUGGCUGGAUAGUAAGCCGGUUCUGUCUACCCUGACCUCCUCCGUGGGCCUCUUGCUUCCACCAACCCUCCACAGUCUGCCCCCUUUCAUUAAGAAAGAGGAGAGCCAUUCUGUGGCCAUUAUGAGCCCUUCAAGCUCCAUCAGAAGCGACUCAGGUGCGGCCGAGCUCUCUGCGAAGACUAACGAUUUUGUCUCAGAAGAAGGCGAAGGUGGUACCCUUCCUACCUCAAACGGGAAGACCGAAGACAGCACUCAACCCAUCAACUUCUUCACCAGUGUAAGCUCUGCCAUGGAGAACAGCAGAGACGGUGCCACCAGCAGCCCUCCUGUGACCACCAAUCCUCUGGUGCCGCUCAUGUCUGAGCCCUUCAAGGCCAAGUUCCCCUUCGCAGGGCUGCUGGAGCCCAUUCACACCUCGGAGACCUCUAAGCUGCAGCAGCUCGUAGAGAACAUUGACAGGAAGGGGAGUGACCCAAACGAGUGUGUCAUCUGUCGCCGUGUGCUCAGCUGCCAGAGUGCAUUGAAGAUGCACUACCGCACACACACUGGUGAGAGACCCUUCAAGUGCAGAGUGUGUGGCCGUGCGUUCACCACCAAGGGCAACCUGAAGACGCACUACAGCGUCCACCGUGCCAUGCCUCCACUCCGGGUCCAGCACUCCUGCCCUAUCUGCCAGAAGAAGUUCACCAAUGCUGUGGUCCUGCAGCAGCACAUCCGUAUGCAUAUGGGAGGGCAGAUUCCCAAUACCCCCCUCCCUGACACUUACCCUGAGUCUAUGGGGUCAGAUGCUGGCUCCUUCGAUGAGAGAAACUUCGAUGAUUUGGAGAACUUCUCUGAUGACAACAUGGAAAGUAUGGAAGACUUCCCCGACAGCAGUAUUCCAGACACGCCCAGGUCUACCGAAGCCUCCCAAGACAGCCGGUGUUCCUCCCCGGGUCAGCCUGAGCAUAUUGGGAGGGGAUGUGUGGAGAGCCAGACUAAGGUGACCCAGCAAGAGCUACUGGAGGAGCUGCAGGCCAGCAGAGCAAAAUCCAUGGAAAAUGGCUCUAUGGAGGGGGACCGCCUCACCAACGACGACUCAUCCCUGGGGGAUGAUGUUGAGAGCCAAAGUGUUGGAAGCCCAACUCUUUCCGAGUCUACCUCAUCAAUGCAAGCUCCAUCUCCUACCAACAGUGCCCCUAUUCACCGCAAGUCCCCCAACUUUGAAGACCGACAGUUGAAGGCUUUGUCACUGGACCAUAUUAAUACGGGUUCCAAGCAGCCCCCGGCCACUGGGGCUCUAGAUCUGACAUCCUGUAACUCCUCAAAAGACGCCCUGACCAUGAUGUUUCCCUUCCGUGAGCGCAGCACCUUCAAGAACACAGCGUGUGACAUCUGUGGCAAGACCUUCGCCUGCCAGAGUGCCUUGGACAUUCAUUACCGAAGCCAUACCAAAGAGAGACCGUUCAUUUGCACAGCCUGCAACCGUGGCUUCUCUACCAAGGGUAACCUCAAGCAGCACAUGCUUACUCACCAGAUGCGAGACCUGCCCUCACAGCUCUUUGAGCCCUCCACCCCAAGCCCCAGUCCUUCACUCCUCUCCACCAGCUCCCUGGCCUCCAUGAUCAAGACGGAGGUCAACGGCUUCCUCCACGGCUCCUACCAGGAUGUCAAGGACCCUGUGGUGAGCCUGGUGACAUCGCAGGCUGCCACAUCACCCCCAGUGCUCUCUUCAGCCCCUCCUCGUCGGACACCUAAGCAGCAUAAUUGCAACUCCUGUGGAAAGACCUUCUCCUCUUCCAGUGCCCUGCAGAUCCACGAACGGACACACACUGGGGAGAAACCGUUCGCAUGCACUAUCUGUGGACGAGCUUUCACUACCAAAGGCAAUCUCAAGGUUCAUAUGGGAACUCACAUGUGGAACAGCGCCCCUGCCAGGCGGGGUCGCAGGCUAUCUGUGGAUGGUCCCAUGGCCUUUCUGGGCACCAACCCCGUGAAGUUUCCCGAGAUCUUCCAGAAGGACAUGGUGUCGCGAGCUGGCAACGGCGACCCCACUGGCUUCUGGAACCAGUACGCCGCGGCCUUCUCCAGCGGCCUGGCCAUGAAGGCCAACGAGAUCUCAGUCAUCCAGAACGGGGGGCUACCACCCCUGUCUGGGGGUGUGGGCCACGGGGGCAGCUCUCCUCUGGGGGGCGGCACGGGGAGCAUGGAGAAGUUGCCCGUUUCCGAGGCGAGCACCGCACUUGCUGGGCUCGAGAAGAUGGCCGGCGCCGACAACGGGACCCAUUUCCGCUUUGCGCGCUUCAUGGAGGAUAAUAAGGAAAUAGUCACCAACUAGCCAACGACGGCCUUCCCAUAAUGCAAAGGGAGGAACAAGGGGGGGGGAGGUCAAGGCAAAAAAGAAAGCUGUUUGAAACUAUGAACUUUAUCGGGGGGGAAAACUGACUCUUUUUGUACAAUGUACAACAUGAUACAGUUUUAAGACGCUUAUUUAUUAGUGAUUAUAACCUUGCUUGGAAUCCAGAUGAAACAUUAACAGUUAGUUUUCUGUUCUAUGGCCAGGAUGGGUUUGUAUGAGUGCUUAAAACGUGCUUUUGAAACUUAGCAUUUGCAACCAUAUCUGGGUAGAUGACCUUGGCAUUAAAUUAUUUUAUAUAUGUAGUAUAUAUGUAUAACAUAGGCUUUGAUGUUCCUGUAAUGUGUUAGAUCUAAUAAACAGCAAAGGUUGUAAAUAAUGUACACUUCUGUGCUGGAAGAUCCACUAGCUUUAUAUCUUUUAAUCUUUCCUCUAUGAAAAAAUAGCGACCGCAGGAGAGUGACUACGAAGCCGAAAUCAUCUUUUAUCCCCGCCAUGUCGUUUUUUUUUUCUCUUGAAGGAAAAAAUUUAAAUAAAACGGCUGUCUAAGUUUUUCAUAGAAUUAACCCAUUUUUUUGUUCACGCUAUUCUGUUGUACUCUUACCUAACACUUGUUUUGUAGCGUGUUUUUAUUUGUCUUUUGGUUUGAGGUAUUAGUUAAAACCUAUGACUGCUCUUUGAGGGAAAUUUCCAACCUUUUGUCUUCCCUGGCCGAACAGAAAGGGUUUUUUUUUUUUUGUCGUUUUCCUUUUAUUCCUUGCGCACUGGAAAUGCUGGAUCGCCGCGUGCUGCUACAUUUCAGCAUCUUUCUCCACAACAUGCAGCGUAGAUGUAGAUACUUCUGUACAUAAUCAGAACUUUUCCAAUUUGGUCCAUUACGAGAGAUGUACCUAUUCCUGAAAUAGUAGUCCAUGUCGACCAGAGGACAAGUACGUGGUUUUUAUAAUAUAAAAUUACACGAAGAAGGUUUUGAAAACCUCUUGAACUAUAUCAUGCACUUUCUUUGAAAGUUAAGUAUUCCAUUCAUCUACAGCAUAAUAGCGAACUAACAAACAAGAUAGUCUAAUUCCUAACCCUAAUAAGCAAAUACAGCAGUUUUUUUUUUCCAAAAUCAGACAUGUUCUCCUACUUAAAGUAAUUUUAUUCAAGUUGACGCGAGACGUGAUGUGAAUACGCCUCCUGUGUUAUGGUCUAACACUGAUGCAUACCAUUUUCCUUUUAUUGUCGUCUCAUUUCUUUUGUUACUUUUUGCAUCAAUAUUUAAUUAAAUGAACACAGAAAGCAAACUACAUUACAUUCCUAGAAUUACGGUCAAGUGAGAACAGCCAUUCUCUGCACGCAUACUGCUUCUAAAAACCACAUGUUAAAAUCCCUUCUCUUUGACCGGCGAACAAAUAAAAGACGGCUUUUGCAGUGGAUCCUGAGCAAUUUGUCGAAGGUAAAAUUAACGAGUUCGUCUCAGUUGCAUAAAAGAAAAAGACUGUGACUGUCGACUCUGUCCACCUUUCCCGCUCUUGUCAAUCUACGAAAUCCUUACGUGUCCUGUCGAGCCGCCGGAAUUGUCUGUACUGAUGAUUUCUGCGGCCCGUUUGUUUCGAAAAAAAUGUUUUAUUUCAAUGCAAAAUGAAUAUCGUUAAAGGAAGCCUAGCAGAAUACUCAGGGACGAUUUAAAGUCCCAGGGUACACUGUAAAUUAUUGUCCAUUAUCUUAAAGGUGCGAACGCAUGCAUUUCUUCAAUUUAAAAAUUGAAAGGGGAGUUCGAAAUAUGCAAGUCUUAAGUAUCAUACGUUGGUUCAUUAAAUGUUUUUAAAGCAU